Molecule: messenger RNA, 1426 nt
Organism: Bacillus rossius redtenbacheri
Lineage: Eukaryota; Metazoa; Arthropoda; Insecta; Phasmatodea; Bacillidae
Product: protein takeout-like
Exons: 6
Coding region: 511-1272 (253 amino acids)
Source: RefSeq, a predicted model, not a curated record
AGAUGAUGAUCGUGGUGAGAAGUCGUCGCGGUCAGGGGCGUAGCCAGAGGAAAGAUCCUGAUUUCCCCUCCCCCAACCCCCUCACACUAGACUCUUCCGAAGACACGUGAAGACCCGAGCGCCCACAAUCUCGUUUUUCGACGUCGAAACUUUUCCUCUUCGUCGGCUCCGCAGGGCGAACGAAGGACAUAGUGAUUAUUCUCUCCAUUCCCUCCUUCCUCUACGUUCCCGCUUUUUUUUUUACGACCGCCGAUCGGCAACUACUUCUUUUUUUUUUUUGUUUGUUUGUUUGCGCGCAAUUCACAGCCUCUAUGUAACGUGCGAAUUGUUUUUUUUCUUUCUUUUUGUUUCGUUUCUUCCCCGCGCCGUCGCUGCCGCUUAUAUAAAGAGCGCGCGCGCCGCCCGGAGCACAACGACUCCAGCGCAGAUAUCCUUCCGCCACCCCGACCAGCCGGCAGGGAGAAGACGCGACCUCCACCAGAAGACCUCCCCGGCUCCCCGUGCGAGAACAUGAAGACCUGCGUGGCUCUCGCGCUGUGGCUGGCGGCGCUGGCGACCACCGCCCGCGCGGAAUCCGUCAAGCUCCCCUCGUACUUGAAGCAGUGCUCCAGGAGCGAUCCCGACUUCAACGGCUGUGUGCUGAGGAAUGGAAUUGCUGCUAUUCCGUCCCUUGUUCACGGCGAGCCGAAGCUGAAGGUGCCGAUGCUGGACCCCCUGAAGGUGGAGCACGUCAGGCUGGAGCAAGGCGACGGGCCCGUGGGCAUCACCCUGGACCUCACCGACGCCCUGGUCUACGGCCUCAAGAACACCGAGCUCAAGGCCGCCAACUUCGACCUGAAGAAUAAGGAGCUGUCUGUGGACAUCGCGGUCAAGGACACCGAUCUACAGAUCAUCUCCAAGUACGGCAUCAAAGGGAAGGUGUUGGUGCUGCCCAUCAACGGCGAAGGCGACCUGAACCUUACGUUGAAGAACUUUGUCGGGACUUACAAGACCAAGUAUGAUCUCUACAAGAAGGACGACGGAUUGGAGUACAUUAAGCUCACCGACAACGAAUUCAACUUUGAUGUCAGCCAGGUUUUUUUCCACUUCGAAAAUUUGUUCAAUGGCGACAAGGCUCUAGGCGACAACAUGAACGUGUUCCUGAACGAGAACUGGCAGGAGGUGUUGAAAGAGAUCAAGCCCGUGGUGACGGAGGUUGUGCGGUCCAUCAUCAGCAAGAUCCUCACCCAGAUCGCCGAGCGAGUGUCCUACGACAACUUGUUCCCCAAUUGACCAAGCGACUCUGGCGCAUUCCCGACUUCCAACCUCCCCCCCCUACUCCCCCACCCUUAACGGUCCGCGCGAGCUGCUCCUCGCUAGUUCCUAGCUGAAUCACGAAUCGUGCACAUGGUGACCCGCAAUAAAUUCUGUUGUGUUUAAAUACAAA